AUCGCCUUCUUCAACCCCUUUCCUUUCUCUUUUGUUCCUCGUGAAUCAUGAUUGUGCAGAUCAGCCUCUAACCAUUUUUUAACCUUUUUUGGUGUUUUUUCCCAUGAUAAGAAGCUUUAGAAUCUUAGUUUGCGGGUUUUUGAAAUUUUGAAAGGAAAAAUAGAAGAAAAGGUAAUAGUAAGAUGACAUCAACUCCGGGAGCAGCUUGGUCUUCUAAGAUUUGCUUCAAUUCGGACUGUAAGGACUUGAAACCGGAAAUACCAAGGAAAGCUUGGCGGUUGCGAACGGGAGAGUUUGCUGAGCUUUGUGAUCGAUGCGCUUCUGCUUUCGAGGAGGGAAGAUUUUGUGAUACUUUUCACUUGAAUGCUUCUGGUUGGAGGAGCUGUGUGUCAUGUGGGAAGCGGGUUCAUUGCGGAUGCAUUGUUUCAGUUCAUGCAUUUACUUUGUUGGAUGCUGGAGGAAUAGAGUGCAUAGCGUGUGCAAGAAAAAAUGUUGUUUUGGGAUCAAGUUCUUCCUUGUCACAAUCUUUGCUUUUCCAUUCAUCUGUGCCUGAGAAAUAUAAAGAAUAUUCUGCAAAAGGUUGGACUCAGUUAGCUGGUUCAGGUCCUGUACCUUGGCGGCAGGCGCCCAGUUUGUUCAAUUCUUCUGUUGCUCAGCCUGAGUUGCAUUCUAGAGUGCCCUAUGAAGUUGACUUUCCACGGGGCAUUGAUAGACUAAAAGUCUGCGACAGAUUAUCUACUCCUUCCCUGGAAAAGAAGAAUGUUGAGGACUUCUCUGAAAGGUUAAUGAAUGGAAACUUGAAGCCUGGAACACUUGAUAUACAGGAGAAGGGAAAUUCAGGAAUCAAUUUUGAGGAGCAGCGUAAUUCAUGUUUGACUAAAUUUCAGCAGUCUUCUCUGAAGGAGGAGUCAUCUAAUCCAUCAUUUGGGUUAGCUGUAUCUUAUACAUCUCAAGAUGAAGCAAAUGGUCAAAUUGGGGUUUCUGGAACUCAAUUGCGACCAAACCCUCAACCUCCACCUGCCAAGCAAUUUCAUAGUGCUCUUCAAAAUGGGAUUGACUCAUCAAGUGAAACUCAGAUUCGAAAUGGGAGGCCUCUACCAGAUGUCCGUGGAAAAACUAAUUUAUUUCCUCGUUAUUGGCCUAGGUUUACUGACCAAGACCUGCAGCAAAUAACAGGAGACUCAAAUUCUACAAUCACUCCUUUGUUUGAGAAAAUGUUGAGUGCUAGUGAUGCUGGGCGAAUUGGACGUCUAGUGCUGCCCAAAAAAUGUGCAGAGGCCCAUUUCCCCCCGAUAUCUCAGCCAGAAGGUUUACCUCUUAAAGUACAGGAUUCAAAAGGAAAGGAAUGGAUAUUUCAGUUCCGCUUCUGGCCCAACAAUAAUAGCAGAAUGUAUGUUUUAGAGGGGGUUACUCCUUGCAUACAGAACAUGCAAGUGCAAGCGGGUGACAUAGUAACAUUUAGUCGGUUAGAGCCUGGAGGGAAGUUGGUCAUGGGUUUCAGAAAGGCUUCAACUGCUUCAACAUCUGAUCAGGACAAUGAAGCCAAAAAUAGCAAUGGAGUUUCUAUGCAUGGAGAUGCUGAAAUGGCAGACCCUACCUCAUGGUCAAAAGUUGAUAAGUCAGGAUACAUAGCAAAGGAAGCAUUAGGAGCCAAAGUGGCAGUUUUCAGAAAGAGGAAGAAUAGCAGCAUGCUGGGUUCAAAAAGCAAGCGUCUUAGAUUUGAUAAUGAAGAUCUUCUAGAGCUGAAAUUAACAUGGGAAGAAGCUCAAGGGCUGCUUCGCCCCCCUCCUAAUCAUGUGGCGAGUGUUGUAGUCAUUGAAGGUUUUGAGUUUGAAGAAUAUGAGGAUGCACCGAUUCUUGGGAAGCCAACAAUAUUUGCUAUCGAUAAUAUGGGGGAAAAGAUUCAGUGGGCUCAAUGCGAAGAUUGUUUUAAGUGGCGUAGAUUGCCUUCUAAUGUUCUUCUUCCUUCCAAGUGGACCUGUUCCUGCAACUCAUGGGAUCCAGAAAGCAGAUCUUCUUGUUCAGCCACUCAAGAAUUGACUGCUGAACAGCUAGAAAAUCUGCUGUCACAAUGUAAUCCAGCUGCUUCUAAGAAAAUGAAGGCCGCUAAACAGGAACCAGAAAGCGUAGAUGCUUUAGAGGGGCUCGACACCCUUGCCAACCUCGCUAUCUUGGGAGAGGGUGAUUCUCUCCCUGCUUCCUCUCAGGCCACCACGAAGCACCCACGGCAUAGACCUGGCUGCACAUGUAUCGUAUGCAUUCAACCCCCAAGUGGGAAAGGCCCCAAACACAAGCAGACGUGUACUUGUAAUGUUUGCGAAACAGUGAAGAGACGAUUCCGCACCCUCAUGCAGCGGCGUGAGAAGAAGCAGUCACAAAAGGAAGCUGAAUCUACUGGCAUGAAGCAGCAAACAUUAUUGCCUGAUAAAGUAGUGGGUGGUGACCCGCCCUCUUGCACUAAUGAUGCAGAAAAUAGCAUACCAAAGCCAAAAAAGGUUGCCACUGAGGGUUCAGAAGAUGAUCCUAACAGAGUAAAAUCCUCAAGUUCACCUUUUAAAGGCCAAAUUGACUUGAAUAUCCAACCAGAGCGGGAAGAAGAGCUUUCACCUGGUUCUGAUUCUGGUAGCAUGAUGAAAUUGCUUCAAGAUGCCACCGACAUAAACCUUAGACAGCAAAGCAUGUUGACCUCUGCUGGUAAUAGUAAUUUAGAAGUUAUUCAGACACAACCUGGUUGGAGGCCAGGAGUAGAAAAAAUUAGCAGCAGUCUCAAUCUAGAUGUUGACGGGGAACCUUCAGCAGUUCUCUCUAUUAAAACAUCUGCACCCACAUCAGCCACCGGUUAGAUCAAUGCAUUAUGUUAUAUUGACCAUUAGCAAGGAAUGAACUACUAUGUCUAUGGCGGUACAGUCCACACAUCUGCAUUGUUAGAGGCUUGUAUAUAAAAGAAGAGGGGUGUAAGAAACUAAUAUCCUCUCUAGAGUGAGGUCGAUGUUAAGUUGUUAAAUUUCAGGAGCUCGCCAGCAGAUCAAGAAGAAUUGAGUUUGUAAAUCAAGUGCCUGCAGAAUAAUUGCAUACACGAUGAUUUUAUAUUGUUUUGUGGUUUGUCAGGCCUACCCUGUUUCAUGCUUGGGAGGGGGAAUCUUUGUAACCUUAAAUGAUUUGGGGGCGAACGAUUUCUUUUAGCUGGUGAACUGAAUCAUG
Molecule: messenger RNA, 3201 nt
Organism: Hibiscus syriacus
Lineage: Eukaryota; Viridiplantae; Streptophyta; Magnoliopsida; Malvales; Malvaceae
Product: B3 domain-containing protein Os07g0563300-like
Exons: 14
Coding region: 183-2843 (886 amino acids)
Molecular function (GO): zinc ion binding; DNA binding
Source: RefSeq, a predicted model, not a curated record